Molecule: messenger RNA, 1092 nt
Organism: Recurvomyces mirabilis
Lineage: Eukaryota; Fungi; Ascomycota; Dothideomycetes; Mycosphaerellales; Teratosphaeriaceae
Gene: DYS1
Product: Deoxyhypusine synthase
Exons: 2
Coding region: 1-1092 (363 amino acids)
Biological process (GO): peptidyl-hypusine biosynthetic process
Cellular component (GO): cytoplasm
Molecular function (GO): deoxyhypusine synthase activity
Source: RefSeq, a predicted model, not a curated record
AUGAAUAACGAUCGCACAGAGAACGGCGCCGCACCGGUUGGCGCAACAGAUGCUGUUCUAAAACCAUCGGACCCAGUAGCCAAGGAUGCGAUACCUGUGCAAGGUCUGGACUUCGAUGCCUACAGUGGACGUAACAUCACCGUCACGGAACUCGCAGACAGCAUGUCUAGUAUGGGCUUCCAAGCAACAUCUGUAGGACAAGCAGUACAAAUCAUCAACGGCAUGCGAGCCUGGCGUGAUCCUGAAAGUGGCGACAAGACGACGAUCUUCCUUGGCUAUACCUCAAAUCUCAUCUCGUCUGGUCUACGAGAGACACUGCGCUGGUUGGUCCAACAUAAGCAUGUCUCGGCAAUCGUCACUACUGCAGGAGGAGUGGAAGAGGACUUUAUCAAGUGCCUCGCUCCUACUUACCUGGGAUCGUUCUCAACUGCCGGCGCCGCACUACGGAAGCAAGGCAUGAAUCGCAUCGGCAAUCUGCUUGUACCCAAUAGCAAUUACUGUGCCUUUGAAGAUUGGAUCAUGCCAAUACUGGACCAGAUGCUGGAGGAACAGGAAGCCGCCAAAGGUAUAGAGGAAGAGUUCAGCUGGACCCCCAGCAAAGUCAUCGCUCGUCUAGGCAAGGAAAUCAACGACGAGCGAUCGGUAUACUACUGGGCCUACAAGAACGAUAUUCCUGUGUUCUGUCCAGCCCUGACAGAUGGUAGUCUGGGCGAUAUGCUGUACUUCCACACCUUCAAGGCCUCGCCACAGCAACUCCGGGUCGAUAUUGUGGAAGAUAUUCGACGGAUCAAUACGCUUGCUGUUCGCGCCAAGCGUAGUGGUAUGAUUGUGCUUGGCGGCGGGAUCGUGAAGCAUCAUAUCGCCAAUGCGAAUUUGAUGAGGAAUGGUGCUGAAAGUGCGGUGUUUAUCAAUACUGCUAAUGAGUUUGAUGGCUCGGAUGCUGGUGCUAGGCCUGAUGAGGCUGUCAGUUGGGGCAAGAUUAAGGUGGACGGUGAGAGUGUCAAGGUCUAUGCCGAAGCCACCGUGGUGUUCCCGAUCAUUGUAGCCGCAACCUUUGCCAGAGUCGAAGAGAGGGCAUCCAAUGGAGCUUAG